AUGUCAACAGAAAGAGGUUUAAAAGAUAGUAUAGCCGGCACAGUUGCUGGUGCAGCUUGUUUAUUUACAGGUCAUCCAUUUGAUACAAUUAGAGUUAGAUUACAAACAUCAAAUACACCAAUUGGUAUUAUGGAAUGUUUUAGAAAUACAAUAAAAUAUGAAGGAUUUAGCGGAUUAUAUAAAGGUGUGACAUCACCAUUGUUUGGUAUGAUGUUUGAAACUGCAGUAUUGUUUGCAGGAUAUGGUCAAAUGAAAGUAUUAUUACAAAAGGAUGAAAAUACACCACUAACAGUGGGACAAUGUGCAAUAGCAGGUGGGUUUGCAGGUGUUGGAGCAUCAGUGGUGUUAACACCUGUAGAAUUGGUUAAAUGUAGAUUACAAGUCCAAACAACCGGUCCACAAAAAUAUAAAGGAUCGUUAGAUUGUUUAGUACAAAUUUUAAAAGAGGGUGGUAUCAGAGGUGCCUAUCGUGGUUUCACUCCAACCAUUGCAAGAGAGUUUGUAGGAAAUAUGGCAUUCUUUAGUACUUAUGAAACUUGUAAACGUUAUUUCAAAAAUAAAGAAAACAAACCAAAUGACGAUGACGAAUUGAAUUUACCAGCAUUAAUCAUAUCUGGUGGUUUGGGUGGUAUGGCAUAUUGGACCGUUUUAUAUCCUGUUGAUGUGGCAAAAUCGAAAAUUCAAAUUAGUGAAGGUGCUGGUCCUUCACCUUCAAUCGUAAAAGUACUAAAAGAAAUUUACUCAAAAGAAGGUGUAAAAGGUUUAUUCAGAGGUUAUACUCCAACUAUCAUUAGAUCUUUCCCUGCAAAUGCUGCUAUGUUUAGUGUUUAUGAACUUGUAAUAAAAUUAUUAGGUUAA
Dictyostelium discoideum AX4 is the source of this 858-nucleotide messenger RNA. It is a transcript of the gene mcfS, whose product is annotated as mitochondrial substrate carrier family protein. The record is from RefSeq and is a predicted model, not a curated record. Gene Ontology annotation, cellular component: mitochondrial inner membrane. The coding region runs from base 1 to 858 and encodes 285 amino acids. Lineage: Eukaryota; Evosea; Eumycetozoa; Dictyosteliales; Dictyosteliaceae. The transcript is spliced from 2 exons.